Molecule: messenger RNA, 3285 nt
Organism: Blepharisma stoltei
Lineage: Eukaryota; Ciliophora; Heterotrichea; Heterotrichida; Blepharismidae
Source: the annotation of a GenBank genome assembly
AUGGUCUUAAGGUCGCUGUGAAGACUUGGAAGAGCAGCUUCCAGGCUCAAUUGUAGUGCUUCUCAUCAUACCAAAUCUUUGUCCUUUCUGUCUUGUCAAGCGAGAAUGCUCUCUUUUCGACCAAUAAGAUUUUUUGUUUCGCAAUCCAAUACUAUUGAAUCACUUCAAGUAAGAGUAGCCCAGCUAGAGAAAGAGCAAGGAGAUAAUAGCUUAAGCCUAAUAAGCCUCUAUGAUCAGCUUGGAAAUGCCUUUAUAGGCAUGGGAGACCCAUAAUUAAAAUAUAGUGUCUCAGUCUGGCUAUGAAGCUUCGAGCACAUAUUUUAAUUAUAUCGGCAAGGCUUUGCAAGCCCAGUAUGCUAGGUAACUAAUCUUAAUAUGUUUAGGGUCUAGCCUUAGUUCAUUUUCAUGGGCUGGAUUUACCUCAUGGGAGAGUUGGAACGUGAAACCAUUUUGGCCUAUGGGCAACUCAGGAUCGUGAAACCAGGAGUUUACUCCCUGGGGUGCAAGCUUUUAAUUUUGCUGGCAGUCAGCCAGAAAUUCCAAUUUUUGGAAUUUUGUUCAAGCAACCUCGUCUGGCAUAUGACACGAUGACCCACCCCGCUUCACUCUCCGUAAGGCGGAGAAAAGUUAACCCCUGUCGGGGCAGCGAUAGACAGCCUAACGAAGCAAGUAAUCCGCAGAUGCUACCGGAAACUUCUCUAUAUUAACUUAAUUUAAUGGGAGACUCAAUAAUAGCAACAACAUAUUUUGAAAACGCUAUAAAAAUAAUUGAAAAACAGCAACAAAGAGAUCUCGAUAACCUUAAAACUAGAUACAUAGGUCUAGGUUUUAUGUAUAGCGAGUUCUCCCCUAUAGAUUUUUAAGAAAAAUGCCAUUCAAAGAAAAUCUUAGUUUAAAAUUCCAAUAAAAAGCUAAAAAGUCAAAAUUCAUUUUAAAAAUGUCAUUAUAUACAUCCUAUUUGUCAAUUCUAAAAUUGACUUUUCAGAUUUUACCUUAAUUUAAAAUUAUAAAAAUUUAUUUAAAAUUAAUUGUCCUCAGAGAUCUAAAUGAGGCUUUGUGCUAUAUCUAGAGAUAAAAGAUGCAGAGAAAGCUCUCAAAAUUUUUAAAAAAUUAUUACAAUUAGCCAAAGAAAUGCAAGGAGAUAAUAGUAAGGAAAUUGCUAUAGCCCUAAAUUAUUUAUCAGUGGCUCAUAAGCUUAAUAAAGACGAUGAAAAAUAUAAUGAAUGCUUACUCCGUUUAACAAAAUAUUUGCCAACUUUAAUAUAAUUGCUUUUCUAUUUAUAUCACUUUCAGUAAAGCAAAGGAGUGUCGCUGUUUAAAUAUGGGGGAGAGUUAGAUCUAGCUUUACCUUACAUGCAAAAAAAUAUUAAUAGUAAUGAUGCGCAGGUAGGUUUGUAUUUCCAGGUGCGCGGCGAGGCACUCGCUUUAAAAAAUAAAGUUAAUGAGUCAAUUGAUUGCUUAUGUACAUCUAGAAAAAUAAUUGAGCGAUCAUUUGGGCCAAUAUCAAAUGAACUUGCUGGAAUAGACAGAAAUAUGGCAUUUAUAUAUUUAAAACUUGGAAUGGUGAAUGAGUCUAUAGACGCCUUUGAGCGUGCUAUCCAUGCUUUGCAAACUUUAAAAGUUUUUGAUGAGAGUCUUAUAGAGCUUUAUAGGCAUCUAGCCUACCUUUACAAACGAAUAAAUAACCUAAAAAAAUCUAACUCCCUCUAAAUUUGAACGAAAUAUUGAUAAAGUUUCUAUUUUUGAGGUUUUUUUUUUAGUGGAAAAUUUUUAUAGGUGAAAAUAUCGUUAGUUGCUUAAAUUGCAACUUUACCACCUAAAUGUGGAAUAUUUUCUACAUGUGAAAAGAUGAUUCCAAAUGAGAAGCCCUUGUGAUUUCACAUGUGGAAAAUAUUCCCAAAUUUAGGUGAUAAAGUUGCAAUUUAAGCAACUAGCGAUACUAAGUUUUAUGAAAUUAGUUUGGCAUAAUUUAUGAGUGCAAUUAGAAUACUAUUUAAAAAGUUUUCAGACGAAUCAACUAUUUUUUGUAAUAACGCUUAAAAAUUAAAUUUUAAAUUUUUUAUAUAAAAUUAAAUUUAAAUUUUUUAUAUAAAAUUUUAAUUAUAAUUUUUUUUUUAAAAAAAAUACCCUUUCAAUUUUUAACAGAAAUUUUUAUUCGGGAGUAAAGAAACUAUAGAAGAAGGAGCAGAAGUCGUUAAAAAGACUAAAGGAGAUAAUAAACACCUUCUCGCAAUAUACUAUAAUUUUGUAGGAUAUGAUUUUAAAUUUUUAGGAGAUUUAAAAGCAAGCAAGGAAUGGCUUCAUAAGUCAUUAGAAAUAUUUGAAACCCUGGAAAUAGAAAACACAGAACAGAUGGGAAUUUGUUACCAAAACUUUUCAAUGUAUUCUUACGAUUGCAAUGAUAAUGAUAAAGCUAUAGAAUAUGCCCAAAAAGCCUUAGAAAUCAAACGAGCUACAGGAUUUAGCCCUGGCGAAAUCGCCAAUUCUAUAGCAGCACUUGGCCAAUACUACAUUUUUAAAGGGGAGUUAAGUACAGCUGAGUCUUAUUUAAUAGAAGCCAAACAGUUAUUAGAAGAUAAAAAAGUUAAGGAUGAAACUGCUUGAGACUUCUGCUUGACAGCAUUUGCGUUUUUAUACAAAGCACAAGAGAAAGAUGCAGAAGCUCUUGAAACUUUCCAAAAAGCGGUUGAAAUCAAGCGCAGGGCUUAUGGUGAGUUUCAUGGGUCUUUUUGUGAGGUUUAUUCUAGUAUAGGGGAACUCUAUGAAAAAUCAAAUAGCAUGCAUGAAGCUAUUGAAGCGUAUAAAAAAGCUAUCGAUGUAAAUAUAAAAGUAUUUGGAAGAGACGAUCUGAAAACUUAUCAAUAUCUCUGCCAAUUAGGAUCUGCUUAUAGAACUGUUAGAAAAAUUCAAGAGGCUAUGGAAGCUCAUAAUGAUGCUCUUGAGAUAGGGCUUCCUUUAUUUGGAGAAAAUCAUUUUAAUACUGGAUUUAUUUAUAGCUGCCUUGCUAAAGAUCACAGAGAUUUGCAAUAUUGGGACAAAUCAAUUCAACUCCAUAAUAAAGCAAUAAAUAUUUAUAAGCAAUGCUAUGAUAGCAAUCGAGAUUUUGAGCAAUAUUAUGGAAGUGAAUUGUAUUGUCUUGGGGAAACAUAUGAAGCGAAAGGUGAUAAUAUCAAUGCAGUGCAGAGUUACACAAAAGUGAAAGACUUCUAUAAUGACACAUAUGGAGAAAAUCAUGAGUUUGUUGCAGAAAUGCAGACGAAAAUUGAUAGUAUUAUAGCAACUUAA